GCUGUGUCGUUUACUUCAGGACGGUUCAUUUGUGUUGAACCGACACGGUGCGUGGCUCACUGUGCCGUGUCGUUUACUUCAGGACGGAUCAUUUGUGUUGAACCGACAAGGUGCGUGGCUCACUGUGCUGUGUCGUUUACUUCAAAGCGGAUCAUUUGUGUUGAACCGACACUGUGCGUGGCUCACUGUGCCGUGUCGUUUACUUCAGGACGGAUCAUUUGUAUUGAACCGACACGGUGCGUGGCUCACUGUGCCGUGUCGUUUACUUCAGGACGGAUCAUUUGUGUUGAACCGACACGGUGCGUGGCUCACUGUGCCGUGUCGUUUACUUCAGGACGGAUCAUUUGUGUUGAACCGACACGGUGCGUGGCUCACUGUGCUGUGUCGUGCAAAGAAACUAAAGCAAAAAGCCACACGCACGCUGCAUGGAGUGACACACGAAGGAUAAAAGAGUGUCCGCGAACUCCAACAUACCUGGUGUAUGUUCAUCAUUGAUUUGUGUGGGGUUUUUUCGGUAGUUUGUGAGCGUCAUGUCCCAAAGAGUUCGUAAAAACGGCUCGCCGACGUCCAACUGCAGCUCUGUGAGCGGCGGAGGUUCGAGCGGAGCCUCGGGUCUCAGCGCCGGGGUGAGUUUAUUGAGCCGCCUGCUGCCCAUGAAAGCCACCGUGCCGUUCCAGCUCAAAGCACAGCAACAGCUCCCCCUACCUACCAGGAUGGCGCUGUCUAACGGCGGCGGCGGAGGAACCGGUGCUAACGUUAAAUGCUGCAGCGACGCAGCCGGAAGCCGCCUGUGCGCUCCUGCUCGGUCCUCUUCCUCCGCUUUGAGUCCGUCCGCAUCACCUACGUGUACCUCUUCCUCCCCCUCAUCUUCCUCAGCACUCAGAAGCAGCUCCCCCGUGUCUCAGUGCCAGCAGGUCAGUGUGGCAUCAGCUCAUGCCAGCGUGCCUUCCUCCUUUACUGUGCCCUGUCACUCUCCCUCCUUGCAGCUCAGCUCACUGACGGACAAUUUGGUGCUGACAUCCGGCUCACAUCAUCCAGGGUCUUCCUCCUGUACCCCAUCUUCUGCUUCCUCAUCUUCCCCUUCAGCAUCUUGUGGGCACAGGGGCAAAGCCCUGGCAUCUGCACAGCAGGUCUCACCUGACAAUGACAGACUGUCACCUGAGAGGAUAAGCCCGAGCUCACCUGUACACAAAGAGAGGUGCAGAGUUUCACUGGCUGGUCCAGUGGGCAGCAGCAGUGGCAGCAGCAGCUCCAGUAUCCGCCGGACUUCUUCCCUGGAUGCCCUGACCGGCCCCUAUCUAUCAGGUCACUGGCCCCGUGAUGCCACUCACACUCCCUGUGUACCCUGCAUGAGAGACAAAGCCACCCAGACCCCCAGUGCUUGGGCAGAUGAAAGCGAAGACAAGAGGAGGAGCUCUCACCAACGUUCGGCGUCCUGGGGCAGCAAUGACCAGCUUAAAGAGAUUGCAAAGUUGAGGCAGCAGCUCCAGCGCAGUAAGCACAUCAGUCGGCACCAUCGCGAUAAGGAGCGCAAAUCUCCCUUCAACGGCAACCAUGCCGCCAUUAACCAAUCACAGGCUCCCAUCCCAAAGAGCGUCCUGAUCCCUAUCCCUAUCUCCAAAUCCUCUGUCUCACGAUUUCGCAACAGUGUCGAGGGCCUCAACCAGGAGAUUGAACGCAUCAUUAUCCGAGACUCAGGAGACAAAGACGAACAGUUUAUUCCUCAGGAUGCCCCUGAUGGGCACCGUGCACCUCCUCCACUGUGCCAGCGCAGUGCCAGCUCACGCAGCAUUGACACACAGACGCCCUCAAGCAGCACUGUGGGCAGCACCCAUAGUAACAGCAGCAGCCGGUCCCAGUCUGUCUCACCCGCCUUCCUGAGUGUGCCCAAUGAACCCUGCAGUGACAGCCCCUCUCCCAAUGAGGAAACACUCAGUUACUGUCAUGAUAAAGAUCUGACUCCUGGAUCUCCUCUGCCCAAGUACGCAUCUUCCCCCAAGCCCAACAACAGCUACAUGUUCAAACGUGAGCCUCCUGAGGGCUGCGAGCGUGUCAAGGUCUUCACUGAGGAAACACAGGCCAAACCUCCGCGUGAGAUCCCGCAGUUCCUGUGCCCAGACAGAAACAAGGUCAACUUCAUCCCCAACAGCGGCUCGGCGUUCUGCCAGGUCAGCAUUCUCAAACCACACAGCUUGACGACUGUCGCUUCAGAGGCCGAACAGAGAGUGUCCCGUGGCACCAGCACCCUAUCUCAGUAGCCUUCCUCCUCUUCUUCCUCAUUAUCCUCCUCAUCCUGCCUCGCACCACAUCUAGGAGACGCAGAGAGCUUGAUAUGCAAUCAAUCAACCAAUCAAGUUUCUUGGCAAUCCUGUCCACCCACUCCACCCCAUCCCCAAAAAUAAGCACAGCGCACAAAUCAAAUAAAUCAAACAAAAGUCAAGAAACAAAAGAAAAGAAAAUGUAGGGCUCUAUUUUGGUAACACUGCUUAUAUUUGAUAAGAUAAUGACUUUGCUAUGCAGCUUUUUAGGUCAGUACUUGUACUACUUAAGGACCAGGAGGACAUGUUUUGUGAGGGUUUGUGAUAAGCAUAGAUAUAUUUUUAUUGUUCCUAUACCUUUGAUAGAUAUGAGUGAGUGCAGACAUGUGGAUGAAUAUUUUGUAUCUCUUAUAGGACACACAAAGAGAGCAUCUUUUCGUGUUUAUUGCUCUUCCUUAUUCACUCGGAGUGUGAGGCUUUAGAGACUGAGAAAAUGUACCGUUUUCUAAUAGCUUGCAGUGUAUCUCUUUUAGAGAACUGGAAUUCUUUUCCCCAUAGAGUUAGAACAGUGCAUCAUUGAAUUCAAAUGAUAUCUGAAUAUUGUGGAUGAUCCGACAAGACCAAGAGACCUGGUAUGUAGAAGCUGGGUCGAUGAAGGCCUCUGUCUUAAUGUUUUUUUUUUUGGCCUGCGCCCGUCUGUGUGUUUGGACCAUGAGGCGGACAGCAGGAGAGACUAAUAUCAGACAGGCUGAACUCCACUGGCCUUGUACACCCCAACCCUCCUUCCCUCCCUUUCCUCAGUGCAGAGAAGAAAAGAAAAGAGGGAGUGAGUUCUGCGCUACGUUGAAGACUGGCAGGCGACAGCAGCACAAGAGCACAGAAAACGGCAUGCUUUUGUUCGUGUGGCCGUAAUGAAUUCGAGUCCAAACGCUGAACUUCAAACACAUCAGGGAACAAAGAGUGUGUGAGACAGAGCGAGAGAAAAGAAGAGAGAUGCAAUGCUGAGGGCAUGAUGAAUUAAGAGAGAGUGAGUGUGUGUGUGUGUGAGCGAGAGAGAGAGUACAUGCGCACAGAGACUGUUGAACUGAGGGUGAUGUGACACUGAGAGAAAAUCUGGAAUACAAACUUGCAUCAAAUGGAUAUUUCAUGGAACAGGACUUUUGUUUUAAACUGUAUUUAGUUAACAGUUUGAACAUGAUUUAACUGAAUAAGAUGUUCACUGACAUAUCACAAUUCAUUACAAUAAUUUAGUCCAAUAAGCUUCAAAAACCUGCGUUUUAUAUUCAAGAUGCUUCAUGUGGAUCAUAUGAACUUAAAACCGCUCCAGAAUGUCAUACACAUUGUGUUUGGAAAAGGUACUGGUCAUACCUUCAGUGCACAAUUCAUGCUUCUGCAUGCAGUCUACCUGCUUUCAGUUUUCAUGCCUCUGAAAUAUGAUGAAAACAAAACAAUCUGAAACUUAAAAAUUGAAAUCAUUCCCAGUCGCUGGCUGCUUUUUGGGCCACGUCUCUCUUCCUCAGUGUCACAGAGCUGACUAAUAAUAAACACUGCUUGCCAAGUGUCUGUCAUUAAUGUUCUCAUAUAUGCUGUAGGCAUUUGAGCCCAUUUUUGUAUUGUGUUUUAUGUUAACAAUGUCGCUGUUGUAAUCAACUAUUGGCUGAAAGGCAACAAGAACAGGCUGUUAUGAUUACUCUGUAAUCCUGUCCAAAGAAAAUGGCUGCUGUUGAAGCCAGGAGGAAGAGUGAGGCGGCAUAAAACCAUGAUUCAGAGACGGUUUACUGUUCCGCAGUAUCAAUAAAAAAUAAUCAGGCUCAAACCUGUGUAAAGUUCUAAUGAAGACCAAAGCCGUAGAGUGCCUGCUUUAGUACAUCACGCUAGUGGCUUGGUUUCUGACCUUCACUCGUUCCCUUGUUUAUUGAGCAGACCUGGGUUUGGGCUCAAUCACUUGGGUGAAGCCCAACACACUUCUGUAGUAUUGGGGUCCUGUUUUGUUUUGUUGUUUUUGUUCACAAAUGUUAAGGUAUUAUUUUGUGCUUUAAAUAAAAGAAAUAAUAAACUUGAAAAAAAAAAAAAUCGCACUUUUUGCCAGUGUUGCAGAUAAAUUAGGCCCCACGUGGCUUAUAGCUUUGAACAACUACCAUUUCUAACUAUUACAAGGUCUUAAGCAUCUGAAAUCAGCUGAUGGUUACCACUGUAGGUCUGUACUCAGGAAUGUACGAACGUUAAGCUCUUCCCAACAACUACAAAAUGAUUAACAGUUCUCUGGAACAAUUGAAGAUGUAUCUGCUUAGGAUAUGUGCCUAUAUUUAAGUAGAGAAGUGUGCUCAGUGUAGAAACUAUUUGCAUUUUUUAAUAAGAAUGGUGGCCUUCAUUUUCUCUUUCUAAUUAGUGUAUUUGUUAGUUUGAAAGAAUGAAGAGAAUAAGAGUGUCCUACAUAGUUGGGUCACAUUACAUGCUCAUACACAUUUUGAAGAAACUAGACAAGAUUCUCAGAUUAGAUUUGUGUUGUAGAGUUUUCUCUUCAUGUUGCACAUUUAGGUCUGCUCAGACACAGCUUAAACACUGUUGUGUAGGCCUCUGAUCUAUUACUCUGUGUGAGAGGUCUAUCUCUUCUGUUGUCUUCUGUUCUAUUCUGUUCUUUUUCUUCCCAUACAGUUCAUGUACUCCAUAAUGUUCCUCUGGAUGUAUGUAACCGGAAAAAAAUAAAGUUGCAGCUGCUCCAAAUACAAA
Messenger RNA from Tachysurus vachellii, 4988 nucleotides. RefSeq names its product family with sequence similarity 117 member Bb (gene fam117bb). The record is from RefSeq and is a predicted model, not a curated record. The transcript has 8 exons. Lineage: Eukaryota; Metazoa; Chordata; Actinopteri; Siluriformes; Bagridae. The coding region runs from base 531 to 2258 and encodes 575 amino acids.